Messenger RNA from Paramecium octaurelia, 6313 nucleotides. Lineage: Eukaryota; Ciliophora; Oligohymenophorea; Peniculida; Parameciidae. The record is from the annotation of a GenBank genome assembly.
AUGUCACAAAUCACCUCUUCACUUCUUAAAGUAGUGAAUACUUAGAUUUAAGGUAUAGAGAUUAUUUAAGAGUAGAUCUUGAUUAACAUAUCUAAAAAUAGGAGAGAAUAAUUAGUGAUUAAGCAAAUGAGAUUAAGUCAUUGAAAAAUAGAAUGAAUCAAAAGGAUAUAAUGAGUUAACCAAUAUUUGAUAACCCAAUCGAUCAAUUAUUAGCAUAUCCUAAAUCCCUAAAUGCACUUGGAUUAUAGAUUUAAGAGGAGUUUGUGAUGCUAAAAAAAUAAUUGCAAGAUAAGGAAUAAGAAUUACAGCAACUUAAAUCAGGGGCAGAUAGUCAAAGAAUAUCCUACAAGCCAAACACGUCAUAAGUUGAUGAAGUUAUAAAAUAACAUGAAGAACUAAACGAUAUUUUAAUUGAGUUAGAGAAAAAGCUAUACGAUAAGAAGCAGUAGAAAUAAGAACUAGAAUAAAUCAUGGACUCUUAUGGGGAAGAUGAAAAGAUAUUAAAAUAAAUGAAAUCGUAAUUGUCUGUGUUGAAUGAGCAAUUAGCAGUCGAGAAAGCCUACAAUUAAGAAGUAAGAGUUCAAUUAAAGAAAUUGUAAUAAGACACUUAGAGUUUGAAUGUUUAAUUGGAGAAGUAAUAAACAGAAAAAUAACAAAUUGAAGAUCAAUUGGUCAAAACAAAAAAUUAAUUAGAAUAUUUAAGAUCUUAAAAUAUUAUAUUAGGAAAUGGUGCUCCAAUAAAGGGAGAAACCGAAAAAUUAAUAGCAAUUGAUGACUUAGUAAAAUAAAAUUAAGCAAUUGAUGAUUUGAUGCAUGAACUAUAGGUUAAAUUGCUUGAAAAAUAAUAAGCUUAGAAUCUAAUCCAAGAUUAAAUAAGCAUGUUUGAUAAUGAGCAACAUUCUUCAACCUCACUUAAACCCUUAAAGAUAUCCUCAAGAAAGGAAUUAAUUUCAUAAUUAGAAGUAGAAUAACAUGAAUGUGAUAUAAUUCAAUAACAAUUGAAAUUAAAAUAAAAUGAGGUUUAAGUGUUAAAAGUUAAAUUGAAGAAAGAGGAAUAGGAAGUGUUUAAAUUAUAAAACUAAUUGCAAGAGGAAAUAGAAGUCAAGGUUUCAGUUGAAUAGCAAAUCUAGAGUUUAUAAUAGAGAUAAAUAGCAAUAUAACCAACAGUGACUUCUUAUAUUCAGGAAUUACCAACAAUAAAUAUAUUUGGUCCACAAAAUGAAUCAAUUCCUCAAGAUUAUUAGUUUUAGAUUGAUUAAUUGUAGGAGACAAUAAAAUAAUAGGAAUCAUAAAUUGAGUUCUUGAAAUUUGAAAUUCAGUAAAAGGAUGAAAUAAUGAGUAUGUCAUAACAUACUUAUUUGUAAGAUUUGAAUUAAUAGAAUUAAGAUGUUGAGAAUAGAAUACAAGAGUUGAAGUAACAACUAAGUUACAAAAUAAAGAGAAGAGAUUAAUUGGAAUCGAUUGUGAUUGAGGAUUAGAAACCUAAGAGGAAAUCGUUUAUUCAAAAUACAGAAUUGAUGGAUAUGUAAGAAUAAUUGCAUGAGAAGAACAUGAAUAUUGUUUAAUUACAUGAAGAAAUAUCUAAGUUGUAAAAAUAAUUAUACGAUAAGGAAUAAGAAUUAUAAUAACGAGAUGUUGAAUUAAGAUAUUAAGCAUUAAUGAAGACAAAUGAAGAUUAAUGUGAGAAGGCCGAUGAAUUGGUCAAGAAGAAUUUAGCAAUGGAUGAGUUGAUUCAUUCAUUAGAGGUAAGGUUGGUGGAGAAAGAAUCAAAAUUAAAGGAAUUAGAAUAUUUGAAUUCAUCAAAGAAUUUUGAAAUUGAAUCUAAUCAAAAUAAUAAUUCAUUUUAUAAAGAUAGAGAAAGUAUUGUUAGAGAUAGUGGAAUUAAUUUGUAUGAUUAGGAUUAAGAUUAGUAAUUUGUUUAAUAACAAUAAAUUUUGGCUGGUUUCAGUAGUAGUAUGGAUUAGUUAAAGAGUAGAGUUGAAUGUUAGAAAUAUGAAUUGUAAGAAAAGGAUAAGAUUAUUGAGUAACUUAAACAAUAAUUAAGUGAUUUGAAAAGAAGUCAUUUCAAUCAAUAGAUUUUGGCAACCCAGGAUGUGUCUGUUAUUAAUAGAUAAAUUAAUGUGUUGUAGGAAUAAGCUGAUAAUUUGGUAAAACAGAAUCUAGCCUUAGAAGAUGUUAUUCAUGAAUUAGAAUUCAAGUUGUAAGAGAAGAAGAGUAGAUAAGAAGAAAUAUACAAAGUAAUAUAGAAUAUGAUGGAAGAAGAACUUCAACAAAGAUAAUAGAAAUCAGAUGAGAUGGUUAAGAAGAAUUUGGAAUUGGAUGAGAAGAUCUAAUAAAUGGAGUCAAGAUUGACUCAAAAAUAACAAUAAUACAAUGAAUUAGAAUAAAGAUUGUCUUAACAUCAAAGAUCAAUGCCCUGGCCUUUAUAAGUGUUCCAUGAGAAUCAGAUGAUCUAGGAUCAAAAUUCUAACUUAACUGAUUUAACUAUUUAAAUUGCUUAAAUAACGGAAUCAGUCAGAUAACUAAGUCAAGAUGAUAUUGAACUGGAGUUCUUACUGAAAUAAAAGAAGGAAAAGCAAUAAUAGAUUGAAUAAUUAAAAUUAUUUAUUUAAUCUUCAACUACUGUCUUACAAGAUUUGUAGACUGAACAAUAAAUCAAAUAGGAAUAAGUUGAAAAAAUAAAAUUACAAAAUAAAGACAUUGAAUCAAUGGUCAAUGAUUUAUAGGCCUAACAAGUUACUUUAAUUGAAGAUGUCAGUAAGUCAUAAUCAAAUGUUCCAGAAUGGUUGAGUUAGAAUAUAGAAUCAUCUAAAAGAUUAAAUGAACUUCAAAAGGGACAGCAAAAGGUUAAAGAACAAAUAAAAAACUUGGAAUACUUGAUUUUAGAUUUACAAAUUGUUGUAAAGGAAAAACAAGAAGAUUUAUUGAGAAUAUCAUAAGAAAAUUAUUAAUUAUCAAUUCUAACAAGAAAAUAGAAACAGAAGAGAGACCAUUUAUUAAGAGAAUAAAUGCCUUUGGCAGAAAAGGUUGGUCUGCUAGAAUAGUAAGUGAAUGACUUGUAGGCAGAAAUCAAAAGAUAUACACCAGAAUUAGCCAAGUUAUUCUAAGAGGCUGAAUCAAACAAAUAAGUAAAGUAAACGAAGGAAUAAUAAAUAUCAUCAUUAAGCAUAGAGAGUUAACAAUUAGAUUAAAACAUUAUCUAAUUAAAGAAUGAUAUUGAAUAAGCAAAGAUAUUGGAAUAAUAAUUGCUGGAUCAAUAGAAUUCGUAUAAAUAAAGUAAUGCUUUAAUUGAAUAAGAGAUUAAGAUAUACACAGAAAUGAAUCUGGAUAGUGCAAAUAUUAAUAGAAAAAUUGAAGAUCUAACUCUUCAAAUUUCAGAGGAAAAGUAAUUACUAGAGUAGUUGAUAGAGGAAUUACAAAUUCAAAAGGAAUAAGUUUUGUUGAUUGUACCUUAGAAGGAAGAAAUACAAAGAUUAUAUUUAUAGACCAAAUAAUAAUAUGAUUAGAGUGUGGAGGAUUUAUCUGAAUAGUAAAAGUAAUAACAAAAGGUAUUAGAUUAAAAGAAUCAAGUGAUUUAGGAAGUCAAUUAUCUAAAAUUGUACACAGAAAAUUAAGAGAAAUAAUUAGUUGAAUUGCAGGCUUUAAGAGCAAAUUUAGAAGAUAGUAUAAAAUAAGAAAAUUCAUUGAAAAAUGCAAUAUAGGAUAAGGCUGAUAGGAUUUAAUAAGAGUUGGAUCGCAACAAAUAAGCAAUUCAGGCAUAAAUUCAAAUUUUAGAAAAAUAAAAUAAAGAAAAGGAAUAAAGAUAAGAGUAGAUUAAGAAAAUUCAAUUGGAGAUAGAAGAUUAGAAGAAUAAUUUAAAUAAACUGACAGAUUAAUAAAUGAAACAUCUGCAUUAAUUAGAUUAGAUUGAAAAAUUAGAUAAGGAUAUGGAAAGAUUGAUGAAGGAAGUAUUUGAGAAGGAAGAGUAGGUAUAAUAGUAUACAGGAUUAGUGUAUUAGAAAUAAUAAAAGGUAAAUGAUUAAAAGUUGAAAUUCAAUUAAUUGGAAGAUGAAUUGAAAUUUUACGAGAAGGAAGAGGAAGAAAUUAAAAAGAGGAUGUCUGAAAUAGAUUAAAACCUAAGUAAAUUGGAAAGAGAGUUUUAAAUAAAGUCAGAAUAGAGGAGUAAAUUUGAGGAUGAUUUAGCAAAGGCUGAAAUGGAUAUCGUCAGUUUAGAAGAGAUGCUGAGAAAUAAGGAUGAAGAACUAAAAAAUUUGAAUGAAUCUAAAGAAGACUUAUUGAAACUUAAAUAGUAGUAUUAUAAUAUUCAAGGAGAGAUAAGAGAAAAGUAAGAGUAGAUCUAAGAAUUUGAAAAAUAGCGAUCGAAGUUAUCAGAGGAAAUCAAGAAGGAAUAGGAUCAAUUGACAGAAAUCAAUGACGAAGUAUAUCAUAUUAAGGUGAGAGAAGAGGAGAUGAACUUUUAAAUAAAGUAGAAAUUGAAGGAUUUAGACUAAUUAAAUGAUCAAUUCAGAAAAUUGGAUGAUGAUACUAAAAUGUUGGAGGCUGUGAUUUAAUUGAAAGAGAAAGAGUUGAAAUAAUACUAAGAGAAGAAAGAAACAUUGAAGAAGGAUCUGGAAAUAACAAAUUUGUAAGUAGUGGAAGUGAAGAAGCAGUUGAAUAAAAAGAAACAAUAAAAGUCAAUAGUAGUAGAUCCUAAUGACGUGGAAGUAAAUGAAGAUGCAUUAUCUUAAUAAAUAACUAGUUUAAAUACUAAGAACCUGAAUUUAAAAGAUGAUUUGCAGAAGUUGGUGUAAUCACAGAGUCAACCAAUAUUCUAAACCAUCUAAUAAAUUGAAGGAACUAAGACUCAAUUGGAAGAAUUACAAUUAACAAUUAAAGAUAAAGAUAAGAAAUUAGAUAUGUUGGAGUAAUAAUUAUAAUAAUUAUCUAUGCAUCAAUCCAGAAUGACUAUUCAACCCACUUUUUAUUUUGAUGAUGAUCCAUUGUUGUUGGAAUUGUAAGAUAAAUUUACAAAAGAAAGUGAAAUGCUGGAUGAUUUAUAAUAGAAAUUAAAGAGAACUGCUGAGAGGCAUCAUGAAUUAGCUGUUAAAUUAUAGGAUUGGGCAGAAAAAGAACAUAAAUUAGCAAUAGAAUUGGAUUAGAGAAGAUUAUCUGUAGAAAAAAUAGAAAAAGAAUUAGAAGUAUUAUUUUAGAAGCAAUCAGAUUUAGAAAAUGAUAAAGUUAAUAUUCUACAAAGGAUGUACUAAUUAGAUUAAGACAAUUAAGAGUUAAGUGAAUAAGAGAUAGUCUCGAGAAAUAGAAUUAAAGAAAAGAAGGACUAUGUAUAAGUGUUAUUCAAGAAUUUAGUAGAAAUGGAUGAGAAGAUGUUGUAAUUGAGGAAUAGGAUGGCUGUUUAUUCACGAGAAGGUAGACAAUUAACAGAAUAGGUUGAGAAUUUAGAGAAUGAGAAAGAAAUGAAAUAAGAAAGUUUGUAAGUGAUUUAAGAGGAAUUGGAAAGUUUGGAAUUAGAAAAAGGAGAAAAAUAGCAUAUGAUCCUAUAGAUUAAAAAGGAAAUUUAGGAAUAAAAUGCAGAAAAGGAUAAGUUGGAAAUAUAAUAUGCCUUGACACACAGUAAAAACUAGUAAUUGAAAUUAUUAAUUGGAGUUGAGGAAGCAUUAUAUAAGAAAUUGUAUACUGAAUUUGAAAUUCAAUAGAAAAGAGAAUAAAAUAAAUAUGAAAACAUAUUUGUUUGCUAAGGCACAUAAACAUGUUAUGAAGUUGAUUAAAUAGAAGUGUUGAUGAAUAAUUUAGUGGAAUAAAAAAUUACUAAGAAAGAGUUGCUUAAAUUAAAAUAAGAAUGCUAAGCCGAAAUUCAACAAUUGUUUGUUUAAAAUAAAUGUCAUAUCCAAGAUAAUGUGAAUUUGAGAAAUCUAAUUUAAUUUUAAUAAGUUCUGAUCUAAGUUUUAGAAAGCGAAAACAUUCUGAUCUCUGAUAAAAUACAAUCAAAUAAAUCAUUAAAAAUACAAUCAGAAGAACAAAAUAUUUUCGCAUUAGAAUUAGUAUAUUUAUAAUGUUAUUUAGAUUGAUAUAAUGAUGAACUCAUCAGUAUUAAUUGAAAUCUCAAUAAAUGAACACAGCUUAAACAUAGGAGAUAAGAAAAUACCUAGAUAAUGGAUAGUUGAUAAAUAUUUUGAUUACAAUCACUAGAUUUAUCCCUUGGGAAUAUUGUAUAUUGUUUAUAAGGUAAUAUUCUAUUGAUAUCUAGGUAUCACUAUGUUAAGUGAUAACUUUAGCAUUAACCGGUACUAAAAUAAUCUAAUUAUAUUCUUAAAUUUGA